AUGGAGGAAGAUUUGAAGUUGGGGUUUACACUGAAAGAACUGACGUUUUCUGGUUUGAAUGAACAGGACGAAGCGUCUCGCAACUCGACCACAUUGGAGCUGCAUGAUGACAAACUGGUUUGUGUGGAGUAUCCAGCGAUCAUUUCUAGCGUGGACAAGAUGCUGGAGACUCUUGGCGGUGAACAAACACUGUCUCAAACAUACUCCAAUCCGAACCUACGAUUAGAGCUGCGCUAUCGACCUCAGGAUCCUUUCUGUCACUUUCUGUGCGGAAACCGCUUCUCUUCCAACAACCUUCUCCUCCGUGUGAGAAGGAGAAUACGAAAAAGAGAUGCCAAAGUUGCUGAGCUCAAUACGGAAAUACUUGGAGUCAUUGGAACAACAUAUAAAUUUCAAGGGAUGGCAGACUAUCAAUGUCUUGCCGUGCACUGCCAAGAUGGGAAACAAACAUCUCUAUACAACAAAAUCAUCCUUCAGAAACCUGAGAAACAAGAAUUUUUUAAACAGCCAACGCCAUAUUUCCUUCCCCCAGCCAUCUUCUCACGCCUUGACACGCCAGUGGAUUAUUUCUAUAGACCUGAUGUUGCACAAAAGCUGCAAGCAGAUGUCCAGAGCAAGACAAAUUUUAUUGGUAUGAGCAGACCCCGUCGACCUCACAACGCCAUUUUCGUCAGCUACACUGAUCCUAGUGUUCCUACCGAGGCACUGGAGGCAGCUAAGACUCACUGGGCUAGAAUCGGUGUGAGGGCGCAUGACAAGCAAGCUGAGGAAAGACUUGUUGCGAUGUUUGAGAGCCGCCCCAUCUGGUCACGGAAUGCUCUCAAGGCCAACAUUAACAUCCACCCGGAUAAACUCAAAAUGCUCCUGCCUGUCUUGGCAUAUUACAUGGUCACGGGACCAUGGAGAAGUCUGUGGGUAAAGUUAGGUUAUGAUCCCCGAAAGACAGUUGAUUCCAAGAAGUACCAGCUGCUUGACUACAGGAUGCGCUGUAGCACCAAAAGUGCCUAUUUCAUAAAUAACCUAGUGGUGAAACCCAAGAGGAGCACCCUGAAAUACACCCUGCCAAUUACAGUCAACAAGACCGCUCCAAUUCCAGCUAGUGUGACAGACCUUCCCACCCAGGAUGGUUCAAGCACCAGUCGAGAUCCAGUCCAAACUUCUUAUCAGUUAAAGGACUCAUCCUAUAUUUUCAGAGAGGGAAUGCUACCACCUCACCGGCAGAUGUUUUACCAGCUGUGUGACCUGCAUGUGCCGGGUAUCCAAGAAAUUAUUGAGCAGAACAGCGGUGCAGAGGAAGUGUGCAAUGAACGGGAUGGCUGGUGUCCUGUCGGCACCACUGACAAGCUGAGAAACGUGAUCUCAACAAUGAUCAAAAAGGUUAUCAAAGCACAAAAAUUGCCGAUGCAACAGAGACGUACAGCCCGGCGUUCUAAUGGGGAUGCCGAAGAUGAGGAAGAUGAAGAAGACAAUGAUUAUGAGGAUGACAAUGAGGAAGAUGAAUAUCAACCAUCAGAUGGAAGCGAAAAUGAGAUGGAGACAGAAAUACUGGAUUACAUGUGA
Molecule: messenger RNA, 1560 nt
Organism: Nerophis lumbriciformis (worm pipefish)
Lineage: Eukaryota; Metazoa; Chordata; Actinopteri; Syngnathiformes; Syngnathidae
Source: RefSeq, a predicted model, not a curated record